Cornus florida is the source of this 1062-nucleotide messenger RNA. RefSeq lists its product as uncharacterized. NCBI's taxonomy places the organism in Eukaryota, Viridiplantae, Streptophyta, Magnoliopsida, Cornales, Cornaceae. The record is from RefSeq and is a predicted model, not a curated record. The transcript is spliced from 2 exons. The coding region runs from base 1 to 1062 and encodes 353 amino acids.
AUGGCAUAUAUAUACACACAAGCACAACCCAACACCAAAGUUUUCUUGGUGACGAGCUCUUGGACAGCAAAGGAAACGACGGCAGUGAUGUUGGAUCGGCGAGGCAUUGUGGUGACGAGCUCUCGGGCAGCGAUGGCACUGAUGUCGGACCGGCGAGGCACCAAAGUUUUUUUGAAAUUGGAGCAUAUCUUUUCGGCUUCCGCUUCCGAGAUCGAUCUCAAGAUUGAGAUCGAGAUCGAGAUCGAGACCCAUCCCGAGAUCGAGAUCGAUUCUGCAAAUGCUCCCGCUCUUGAUCCCGACCCCGAGAUCCAUCCAGAGAUCAAGAUCGAGAUCGAGACCCAUCCCGAGAUUGCUCCCGAUCCCGACCCCGAGAUCCAUCCCGAGAUCGAUCCCGCAAACACUCCCGCUCUAGCUGUAGCUCUCGAUCCUGACCCCGACCCCGAGAUUGAUCCCGCAAACGCUUCCACUCCGUCUCCAGCUUCCAAUCGGGCUGUCGCUCCCGAGAUCGAGAUCCAUCCCGAGAUCGAGAUCGAGAUCGAGAUCCAUCCCGCAAACGCUCCUGCUCCAACUCCUGAUCCCGACCCCGAGAUCGAGACCCAUCCUGAGAUCGAGAUCGAGAUCCAUCCCGAGAUUGAUCCCACAAACGCUCCAGCUCCAGCUCCAGCUCCAGCUCCCGACCCCGACCUCGAGAUCCAUCCUGAGAUCGAGAUCGAGACCCAUCUCGAGAUCGCUCCCGAUCACGACCCCGAGAUCGAGAUUGAUACCCAUCCCGAGAUCGAGAUCGAGAUCGAAAUCCAUCUCGAGAUCGAUCCCUCAAACACUCCCGCUUUAGCUGCAGCUCUUGAUCCUGAUCCCGACCCCGAGAUCGAGAUCAAGAUCCAUCUCGCAAAAGCUCCCGCUCCAGCUCCUGAUCUCGACCUCGAGAUUGAGACCCAUCCUGAGAUCGAGAUCGAGAUCCAUCCCGAGAUCGAUCCUGCUCCAGCUCCAACUCCAGCUCCCGAUCCCUACCUCGAUAUUCAUCCCGAGUUCAAGAUCGAGACCCAUCCCGAGAUCGAGAUCUAG